This is a messenger RNA of Larimichthys crocea (large yellow croaker), 4068 nucleotides long. It is a transcript of the gene rnf207a, whose product is annotated as ring finger protein 207a. Gene Ontology annotation, biological process: regulation of cardiac muscle contraction; regulation of heart looping. Gene Ontology annotation, cellular component: perinuclear region of cytoplasm. The transcript has 19 exons. The record is from RefSeq and is a predicted model, not a curated record. Lineage: Eukaryota; Metazoa; Chordata; Actinopteri; Sciaenidae. Bases 305 to 2197 code for a protein of 630 amino acids. Gene Ontology annotation, molecular function: Hsp70 protein binding; zinc ion binding; transmembrane transporter binding.
AUCUUUCUUAAUAAUACCUCAGAUUAAAUUAUUUGCAGUGCUGCAAUUUCCUCCCCUCAACCUCAAUUUACCCUGCCGGUAGAGUCCAACAGUGUGACAUUAGAAAUAGGACAGCAAUAUUAAAUGUCCCUUUUGCACUUUGGCAACACUUGGAGGGGGGCUGGCACGAGGUGUUUGCUGUCAGCUGCCUGGCGGUGGGACCCCUUCGGCCUACUAUCGAAGAGUUUCUGCAUUGCUGUCAUUCUUGCCGGGGGUAGCUGAUAGCACCACUGAGAGCCCGAGCACUCAUCACACAUCCGAUAAGAUGGCAGGAGGAAUCUUCACCAACUUGGACAAUCUUUGUAAUGUGGAUUGUAGUAAUGUCCACCCCCUGGUGUGUCACCUGUGCCAUGAGCAGUAUCAGACCCCAUGUUUGUUGGACUGCUAUCACAUCUUCUGUGCCCGCUGUCUACGCGGCCGGACCAAUGACAGCCGUCUCAGCUGCCCCCUCUGUGGUUACUCGUCCAUAAUAAAAGGGAAUAGCGCCCUCCCACCUGAGGACCGUCUGCUGAAGUUUCUGGUCGACAGCAAUGGGGAUGCUGACGAAACGGUUCAGUGUGCCAACUGUGACCAGGAGAGUAACAAAAAGGACACAGAGGUGAUGUACUACUGUAACACUUGUAGCCAGCCACUGUGCGGCGCUUGCAGGGAGUUGACUCACAAGGCCAGAAUGUUUUCCCACCAUGAGAUUGUGUCACUGGCCAAACGCACUAAAGCCAAACACAGGAAGUGCUCUCUCCACGAGGAGCCGUACAUCCUGUUCUCAACAGAGAACAAAUCUAUGCUUUGCAUCAAAUGCUUCAGAGACAUGCAAGUGGAGUGCCGAACUCACUGUAUUGAUAUCGAAACAGCCUACAUGCAGGGCUGUGAGAUGCUGGACCAGGCUGUGCUGGUGGUGAAGGAGCUGCAGACUUCGGCGAGAGAGGCGAUCGUUCUGCUGAGGGCGAUGAUAGGAGAAGUGUGUCUGAAUGUGGAGGAAGAAGAGAGUGCAAUCUGUACUCUGUUCAACAGCUUGCAGGAAAAACUAGCAGAGAGGAAGAAGAUUCUGCUGAAAGCAGCUCAGAGUCAACACGAGGAGAAAGAGAAAGCACUAAAGGAGCAGCUCUCACACCUUACUGCCCUCCUACCAACCCUCCAGGUCCAUCUCGUCACCUGUUCGGCCUUCCUCAGCUCAGCCAACAAGUUUGAGUUUUUGGACAUGGGAUACCAACUCAUGGAGAGGCUGAAGAGGAUUGUAAAGCUCCCUCAUCGACUGAGACCAGUGCAGAGCAGCAAAAUCAACACGGACUACAGAAAUGAGUUUGCUCGAUGUCUGGAACCUUUACUGCUGCUUGGUCAGCGUUGCCCUCCUGUUGCCGGUCUCUGUAAUGUUGCAACAAGGCACCAGUCCCCCCUCUCUGUGUCUUGCCGCUCCCCGUCUCUCAGUGAGAUGCCCCUGGGCUCUGUGUUCGGGCGAAGGCCCACUUGUCACCGCAACAUCUGCACCAAGGUUCUCCUGGCCGAGGGGGCGGAAACACCUUUCACCGAGCACUGCCGCAAUUAUGAGAACACCUACAGGACUUUCCAGACAGAGAUUCAGAACCUGAAGGACCAGGUCCAGGAGCUGCACCGAGAUCUCACCAAGCAUCACUCCAUCAUCAACACAGAUAAAAUGGGAGAGAUACUAGACAGAUCGCUACACAUUGACAGCCAGAUAUCCGCCCAGUACUCCACUGUGGAAACUAUGAGAGUCAUGUUUGAAGAGAUCUGGGAUGAGACUUUUCAGAGGGUCACUAAUGAACAGGAGAUCUAUGAAGCCCAGCUUCAUGACCUAAUGCAGCUGAAGCAGGAGAACUCCUACCUAACCACUAUCGCCAAACAGAUCAGCCCCUACAUCCUGUCCAUUGCCAAAGUCAAAGAGAGACUCGAGCCCAGGUUUCAGGAGCCUAAAGAGCACCAUGACGACCGCACGGAAACAAUGCUCAAAAUCUAUGAAGACAGCACAAUUGCUAAAGACAGCCAAGACAGUAAUAACCAGGACUGUGUCACAGACCAAGACAGAGACAAGAACAACCGCCCGCUGAUUCUCGACUCGGGGGACAGCUCUGUCAAGACCAAUCGCACAGGCAGACAGAGGGUUCCCACAGAGACGUCCAACCACAAUGAGAUACCUUCAUAAACACCAUGUCAUUUGAUUUCUGCCCUCCCUACCUCCCUCCGUUUUCCCCUCCCUGAUCUUGUGCCGCAGUGUGCCUUAAUUCAACCAUAACAAGCCGGGGAUGGUAUGUGACUGCCGUCCAGAUACUGUACAUAAUAUUUUCUCAGCAGUGGGGGAGCUGUCAACAGCGCCAAGGUGAGCCCUCGGAUAGACACUGACUAACUGGAUGUACAAACAUGGAGGUCAAAGACUCACUGCUGUCAGAGCCGGACAAAAGACGGCCUCCUUGUUCAAAGUGGAUAAAGAUAACAACAUGAUAAUGAAUUGUUUUGGUGUUAUUUAAGAGCCAUGGACUGCUUUAAUGAGAAAACAGAGUGAAAAAUAUCUUCCUGUAUUUCCUUUUGUUGUUCUGUCUGUGCUUUGGCUGUUAAAAACGAUAAGUAUGCUAAAAGAGUGUAAAUUAUCGCGCUGUCCUUUUUUUUUUUUCUACCGUGUGUGGAAUUGCUUUUUUGGCGUAUCCGUUCUUUGCAUAAAACAUUUUUUUUUUUCUGGAGGCUGGAGGCUGAUGAUGGAUGACUGCACAGGUCCGAUUCUUCCCCAAGAAGAUUGUUGAACCCGGUGUGACAGCACAGAUGGAACGCAGCUAAAGCAAUGAUGUGCGUGUCAUUCUGGGUGUCAGUAUAGGUCACAUGUUGAUGUGUGUCAUGUGUAGCAUAUCAUGCAUCAGUCUCCUCCAAAAUGAGGCGGUCUUUUCCUGUCUGCAAGUGGAGACUUUUUUUCUUUUGUCUUUCUUUCUUUCCACAUCUCCAUGCAAAAAGUGGAAAAGCUAGAGUUACAGAGGUGUGUGAAUGUAACUGGCCUUGGCUUCACCUCGAUCUCUUCCUAGUUUUUUUAGACUCCACACUCAUCGUCAAUAUCCCAGCUAACCAAGACGCUGUAGGAAAAAUAUUCCUCUCGGUUUGCCUCAUGAUUUCCUCGCAUGUCAGUGUGAGCAGCAUGUUUUAAGGCGUUUUGCCCUGCAGGAAAUCAGCAGGUGAACUUUUUUCACAUCACAUCCUUCCCCCUCCUGUAUAUUCCUCUUAAUUAAUCGUGUGUUUUAAGCAGAUGCCAUGUUAAAACUGACAAAAACGUGGAACAUAAUGAUGUUCAUCCCACUGCUGCAAAGGCAGGGGGGGAUCCAAAGGAGCUUCCAUAAAUCACCAGAAUCAUUUCAAUUUGAAAAAUUCAGAUUGUUGACUUUUUUGACAAGAAAAACAAGAAAAACAACAUCUCUGAAAAGAGCUUAGUACACAGGAGCGAUUCAAGGUGAAACCUUCCCACCUGCUAUCAGCAGGUAAGGAUAUCAGGUAAGGAUGAUAAUGAGGAACGAGAAUGAUGGCUUCAGCACUCAGAAGGAGGAGGUUAUUUACAUUACACAGCGAGAAACUAAAGCGGGUUUGUUCAGCACCACUGCUUUAUAGGAAGUAUUGGGGUCAUGCUGGCCUUAAGGAACGGUCCUGCUCUGCAGAGGAGUCAGAGGUGCAGAUUCAUUAAAAAUACAUUUGUGACAGCAGAGUAACAAAUGGCUGUGCCUCUGCUCUGGUCCUGUACUCCCUCCCCAUGGUCAUUCAUCAUCUGCACUCAUCGAACUACCUGGUCCGUGUUCACUGUUCAUUAUUCUCUCUCAGUCUCUGCUGGGCUCUCUCACCUACUGUUCGAGGGGGGAAGAAACCCGAAGGUUAUUUCACAGCGAGAAAAAAAAAGUUGUUGUUUUUUUCGGGGCACUCAUGGCACAUUUGGAGGUAAAGUUCACAGAGAGAUGGUUCUCAUUUGUUUAACCAUUAAGACAGGGCACACCUUCCACCUCACUUUGCAGCAGCUGCCAGUGUAGCAGACACUAUAAGGCCGUGCUG